UCCUGAAAAAUAAAUUACAAGGGGCCAAAUUGUAAGUAGCCUACCUAUUUGGCACUAUUGCAAUUAUAGCUAGUAAAUGUCAAAUGUUAUUGUGGUAGUAUCGUGCUACAAACAAAAGUAUUAUUCAGAUGCAAAACUUGAAGUUUGUUUGACCUUUGAGUCAGAAUGGGAGUCAUGGAUACAAAUGUCAACAUGCCACCAAUAGACUUUAGUUAACACAGCUUCAAGAAACGAGUGGCGUUUCAAAUUGUAAAAAUCAUGAUAUGUUACACUUUAGCGUCCUCUUUAUUUUAAUAUCUUUAAGAUUUUUUCUUACAUAGAGCCAAAAAUUCAAUAAUGGCUCUGGGGACGGAGUGUUUACUGGGUGAACAGACGCUGGAAGAGGAAUUCAGGCGGUUAAAAAAACGUGAUUUGACAGAGAAUUACCUAUUUCAAAUGGCAUGUGGCUCGUUUAAACCACAAAAAUGCAGUGGAAGUGCCUUUAGGAACCAUAUCAUGGAAAGGGUAAAAAUCUCUCCCCCGACUCGACCGCAACCGAAGCAUUUUGACGCGGCUCGACCUGCAAUACCUACAUCAGACAUCAGAGGCGCUGCUGAAUUCUACACGCGCUUGCCUGGAGACAAGCCCGCGGAACACCCGGACUGGAUCCGCGACAGGAAAGCGUUUAGAGAAGCGCUUGACGGUAUGGGAGAUCUGCGCAGAUGGCUCCAUAAUAAACCGAUUCUCACCGAACUGGAGGUUCUCAUCACGGAACGAGACAGUCAAGAUAAGCGCAUGACAUCCCCUUCAAAAACAAUAAUUUUCCCUCCUCAACCAGAUGUUACAACUUCUCCGCGUGCACUCAGGCGUGAAGUUGAAGAAGUGAAGAGCUUUCUGCGCGCUCCCGAAGCAUGCAAUCUCUCCAAAUUCUUGGACUCGUAUGGGACUAGUAAAUUAAAGCGUGUAGAUCUCUGUGCUCUGUUUAAGAAGGAAGGCCUCUUCAUACAGCCUGAGCGAAUGAACGUGCUGAUGUCCUCAUUAAAUAGUGAGGAUGGAAACUCGGUAACUGUGGAAAACCUGGCUGUUGGGAUCCAGGCCUGGAACGGAAAGCAUCGGGAAAGGGAAGAACACAAAUCAAAUGCUGGUUGGAACGCAGACCAUGAGAAAGCAACUUGGACAAGACACCAUCUUCCAAUACAUGCAAUUUCAGAGGAGAAAGAUGAUGAGAUGGGCAUGCAGGACGUGGAGGUGCUGGCGAUCAUGAGGAGAGUUUUGGCAGCCACCAAGACCUCUUGUCCUUCUUCUCUGGGUGGCAGUAUGGGAAGAGAAGUGGAUCGUUUUAGGACACUUUGUUUUAGAGAAUACCUCAAAUCUAUUGAGCAAUGCCAACGUCAGGGGCUUAAUGUGAGCCAAGCCACUCUACAGAAGUAUAUCUUUCUCUAG
Molecule: messenger RNA, 1422 nt
Organism: Pimephales promelas (fathead minnow)
Lineage: Eukaryota; Metazoa; Chordata; Actinopteri; Cypriniformes; Leuciscidae
Source: RefSeq, a predicted model, not a curated record